Messenger RNA from Magallana angulata, 2281 nucleotides. RefSeq names its product collagen alpha-1(X) chain-like. The record is from RefSeq and is a predicted model, not a curated record. The transcript is spliced from 19 exons. Lineage: Eukaryota; Metazoa; Mollusca; Bivalvia; Ostreida; Ostreidae. Bases 38 to 2254 code for a protein of 738 amino acids.
CUAUGACAUUACAAUAGGUCAGAUUUUGGUCGAAAGUAUGAGGAUGGAAGAAAACACAAGAAAGAGGCAGAACUGUGGCUGCAUCUACGUCACGAGCGCGCUUGUAACGGGAUUUGCGCUUGCUUCGCUUACAGCCGUGAAUUUCUAUCAAAUUUGGAAUCUAAAACAGGACAUAGAAAUCUUAAAACUUCAGUGUAAUUUUGUAACGAAUGAAAACUCAGAAGACAUUAUAAGAACAAAGAGACAGGUAGUGGGGGAUUUACCUUCAUUUAUUAGGAACAUUACGAAUGAACAAUUAAAGUUACAGUGUACCAGUAAUACAACAGUUUGUAUACAAGGAAGCAAAGGCGACCCUGGACUUCAGGGAUUACCCGGAUUAAAGGGAAACACCGGAAGUAAAGGCGACCAAGGACUGGCUGGACUCCCUGGUCUUCCAGGAACCAACGGACUAAAUGGAGGUAAGGGUGACCCUGGUCCAAUGGGUCCUGCAGGGGUCAAAGGUGAAACUGGUUAUACCGGGGUCAAAGGUGAAGCCGGGAUCAAAGGCGACAUGGGAUUCCGGGGAAUACCCGGAUUACAAGGUCCAAAAGGUGAGAUUGGUAACAGAGGUCAAGAUGGCGCCAACGGAACACAGGGACUUCCGGGUUUACAAGGACCAAUAGGUCUUCUGGGAAAUAAGGGAGAACCUGGGUCUGUCGGACUUCCAGGCCAAACCGGAACUCCGGGGGCUACGGGACUUCCGGGGACGAAGGGUGAGCCGGGACUGAAGGGCGAGGACGGACCUUUUGGACCAACCGGAAACAAGGGAGAGCCCGGAAUGAGCGGACCCCAGGGACCACAAGGUGUGGCCGGCCCUCAGGGACUACCGGGACAGUCUGGUGUGAAAGGUCAACAGGGAAUGAUGGGACUUUCGGGAACGCCGGGAAAACCGGGCAUUAAUGGACUUCCGGGUAUACAAGGUUUGAAAGGAGAAAUAGGACAGCAAGGUCCUAAGGGAAAUGCCGGUGAUCCGGGUCCCUUUGGUCCCGCGGGGCUUAAGGGCAGUCCAGGAGCUCCAGGUAUGACCGGACCCAAAGGAGACAGGGGCGAUAGAGGAGACACCGGUAUGAUGGGUGUUCAAGGCCAAAAAGGAGAAAUGGGCGCCCAAGGUUACACCGGUUUGAUGGGUCACAAAGGGGAGCCGGGACUCAUGGGGAUUCCUGGUUCAAACGGAUCACCCGGAAUCAUGGGAAGGAAGGGCGAAACCGGAACACAGGGCAUGCCGGGAGCAAAAGGAGAAAUGGGACAAAGGGGCUACACUGGACUUCCUGGUCCAGUUGGCGCUACUGGUCCUUCCGGUUCACCGGGUCAAAAGGGAGACAGAGGUCAGCAAGGAUACUUUGGACAAAAGGGAGAGAAGGGAGACUCUGGUACUGGAAGUGACUGUUGUGUUCAGCUAGCCAAACCAUCCAUUCAGGGAACUUCCGGAACCGUGUAUCACGUGACAGCAAAAGAAAACAACACGGUCAUAUUACCGUGUAAAGUCAAUGGUUAUCCUCCACCCGCGGUCACGUGGUCAAAAGACGGUGAUGUCACAGCCAUCAACAAGGGCUUGAUGACGGUGAAUGGACUGGUGUUGGUCGACGUCCAUGUCGGUGAUACCGGAAAUUACACGUGUAAAGCAGAGAGCAUUCUGGGAGUUCAAGAGAAAGUGGUCGAGUUGAUUGUCAAAGAUGGUAAACCAAAAAUACACCCCGACCAGGAAUACAUUGGGGCGAAGGUCGGACAGGUUGUCCAAAACUUAUGCAGGGUCACGGAGACCGAUCGUUACAACCUUCAGUACUCAAAGGUCACAGGGUCAUUUCCGGUUCACAAUAUUAACGCUGACGGGAGCGUUCAGUUUGUUGUGACGGGGGAGAGAGAGACCGGGGAAUAUCAAUGCGAGGCUACCACCGACACCGGAAACGCGCACGCCGCCUUCUAUGUUUACAAGGACAUGGGCCAAAUGACCUGUCAGACCACGUUUGCGGAGUGUGCGGUAUUAGACAAGUCGUACUGCGGGGGCACCUGUCCAGCCGGUUGCUCUGAUCUCAAUGACGUCUACCACGCCCAUCGAUUCGCAUUGAAUUUACCGGUCUGCAGAGCUGCCUUAAAUAGUGGAGACCUGACGUCAUCAGGAGGUCACGUGGUAUGGAAAAACGAACAUGCAAAUGGCGGUGAAGCGUCUGAAUUUGUACAGUCGACACGGAGUAUUAAUACGCCGAUACUGGGAUAGCUCUAACAAUAAAAGUUACAACACAUC